Molecule: messenger RNA, 7809 nt
Organism: Hippoglossus stenolepis (Pacific halibut)
Lineage: Eukaryota; Metazoa; Chordata; Actinopteri; Pleuronectiformes; Pleuronectidae
Gene: klf13
Product: Kruppel-like factor 13
Exons: 2
Coding region: 539-1390 (283 amino acids)
Biological process (GO): regulation of transcription by RNA polymerase II
Molecular function (GO): DNA-binding transcription factor activity, RNA polymerase II-specific; RNA polymerase II cis-regulatory region sequence-specific DNA binding
Source: RefSeq, a predicted model, not a curated record
AGUGCAUGUAACCGUCUCGCCCGUGAGCAACCUGUGGGGAAACUUUCAAGCAAACUCGUCCUGCUCGGUGCAUCUGAGGACACGCGGUGCCCAAUGAAUGAGCGGCCACUCUGACGAUGCUGCCGAAGCGCUGCCGGUCGACACGCCCCCAGCGCGGAUACAACCAGCAGGAGCAGGCGCUCAGGAGACACACACACACACACACUCACUAUGCCGGAGUGUUUGAAGCCGCGAUGGGAGUUAACACAUCCAAGUUUGUAGAGUUCCUGUUUCCAGCGUCGUUGCACUAAACAAAGACUCUGCCUCUCUUCUUGUUUUUCUCCAUCUGAGGGGGUUUGUCUGCAUUUUUGUCCGAGGCGUCUCUCUCACAGGAUGUUGAUGAUACUGGAAAGCCGGGGUGAGAUCCUAAAGUCACUUCUCCUCUGACGAGAACCACCUCCUCUUCUCCACCACACAAAGGGAAACACGGAGCAAGUACUUUCCCCAACGCGCCAUCAUUUUCUUUUUUAUAUCACUGUUGUUGUUAUUGUUAUCUUGAAUGUCAUUCAGAAGCAGAGGGGGCUGUUUCAAAGACACGAUGGAUCACUUUGCUGCAGAGUGCCUUGUUUCCAUGUCCAGCCGUGCAAUCGUUCACGCUCCUAAAGGGAAUAGGGAGAUGAAACCAGAGAGCCCGUCCUCCUCCUCCAGGAGCGGGGAGGAGAUGAAGGAGCCCCUGGUGAGAGACAACUCCUCUCUGUUCGUGGUGGCGCGGAUCCUCGCGGAUUUUAACCAGCAGCAGACUCCCGGCAAUGUUGCCGAGCAGGCAAAAAUAAAGGAUGAGAGCAUGCCGAAGCUGCUAGAUGAGGAUGAUGAUGAUGAUGAUGAUGAUGGUGGUGGUGGUGGUGAGGAUGAUGGAAACUCUGCCACACCUACCACCAUCUCCGAUCCUUCGCUCAAACAAAGAGGCAAGAGAUCGAGAGGUCGAGCAGAGCAGGAGUCCCCCCAGAAAAAGCACAAAUGCCACUAUUCAGGUUGUGAAAAAGUUUAUGGCAAAUCCUCCCACCUCAAAGCUCAUCUAAGGACGCACACAGGAGAACGACCUUUCCCGUGUACCUGGCCAGACUGCAGUAAGAAGUUUGCUCGCUCCGACGAGCUGGCCCGUCAUUACCGCACCCACACGGGGGAGAAAAAGUUUGGAUGCCCACUCUGUGACAAGCGCUUCAUGCGCAGCGACCACCUGAUGAAGCACGCCCGGCGCCACUCAGAUUUCCAACCCGGCAUGCUGAAGAGGCCUCAUGGCGGUAGCGGCGGCAGCAGCAGCAUGCGUCCCAGCUCCCUCAGCGACUACAGCCGCUCAGAUGCCUCCAGCCCCACCCUCAGCCCCACCCUCAGCCCAGCCAACUCGCCUUAAACUGAAAACCAGUCGCACUUUCCGCCUCUAACCUGCGAGGCCUGUGUUUUCAUCAUAACACUUGUGUUGCACAGUUGUCUGCAACCCCCCCUUUGCUAUUCCUGCGCUUGCUGUGGUGUACCAUACUGUACAUAACUGCUUAUUGUAGUGCAAUUACUUGUGUGAUCCUAAAAGAAGGUAAUGCCUUUCCCAGAUGGCAAUAUUUACAUUCUGUACCAUAUGUCUGUAUUUUUUUAGCUUCUAAUGAUGGCUAGUUGUCCAAUAUACGUUCGCAGUCAGCUAAACAAAAACACAGACGCCCUGACAAGUCUUAUCAUGUUUGAUUUUCUUUGUUUUUUAAACCGGUGAGGAGAAGGGGUUUACACACACCUCAGGAUUGAAGACAGUUACUUUUUCUGGAAUACCACAGUACUGAACAGUACUCACAUUGACUGCACAAUAUACUCAUCACUUUACUCUGAAAUUCAACAGGGGUUGGAUUUAACGCCCUGCUCAGGGAUGGCCUUGUUAGCUUGAAAGAAUGAACACAGUAAAGAGAAUCAUACAGUACAUAUAUAGCAGCCUUACACUCAACACAACUUGCACUCUAUGGUUUUAUUUUUUUCUUUUGUCAGUUUUCACAUCCAAGGAAACUAGCCCUAUGGUCAUACGGUCAAUCAUACACAAAGCUCAUGCUCUGGACUCGCGUGUGUUCUGGGGAUUCAUAUGUGAUGUAAAUGCCGUGUAUUAAGAAAUCAAUAUCUCCAUACCCUCACCUCAGUAAACACAUCUGUCCACAGUCAGUUGCCGUAACACUGGGUUAAACAUGUUUUUAGCGUGCAGCGUGUACUGUGUAAAUCUGCACAGUGGGACGACUGGGAUUAUAGUGAACAGUUUUUAUACAUGCACUCAGUUGAAGAAACCUUUAAAUAGACACAGUUAAGUUUCAAAGCAGCUGUUCAUACGUUUUUUUCAAGCAAAAGUGCUGUGUCAUCAGCCAGUAUUUCACACAAAAUGGACACAGAGGGACUGUGGUUGAAACAAUAUUUAUCCCUCUCUCAAGCACAUAGGAAAAAGUACCAAAGACAAGAGUGAAAGAAAGCUUUCUACUCGGUCUUGUGAGCCGCCCUUCAUCGAGGCUUGGGGCUGGUGGUUGGCAGUAUCACAGGUAGAACCAGACAGCCUGCUCACUUCCCUCCUCCUGGCUCUGACUUUUUUGCGGCCUCCCUGAAGGAAACAGCUGCAUCCCACAAGAAGCUAUUCACAACCCGCAGGAGGAGUGCGAUCAUGCCAUUUUUCAGGGAGUCCCUCCUUCACUCAUCUGGCUCUACCUGUCCUGUCAGGGAGCGGAGAGGCUGCAAGCCUGCCAAAUUGCAUAAGUGCGCCUAAGUAGGAGGUCAACUGUAGGCCGGGGUGUUGGGCCGAGCCGGGCUGGGCUGCAACACAGUGGAGCGCAGACGGAACAAAGCAGCUAUCUGCAGUAGGCAGCGAAGAGAGGGCAGGUCCUGAUAAAAGAGGAGAGGUUUAUCAUGAGCUGAGCAGCACUGAGGAGGAGACACCCAGUUGCAGACAACCCCAUCUCCUCCUCCUCCUCCCUUCCUCCUCCAACUGUAGGAGAUGUGAGUGGAAAAAUGGCUGUAAUUAGUGGGUUGAUCCGACCUGUAAGAUAAGAGUAGAAAGAGAAGAAUAUGAACAACGGUGCUACCUAAACAAUGCCGGCAGUGUGGGUAGGAUGUACCCAGCUCCAUCCUAAGCACAGGUAGAAAUCCUCUGGUCCUCCUGAGGAGUCAGAUUUCACUAUGCCAAGAAAACGAUGCGCCAAAUUCCCACCAGUAAAACCGGAGCCGUCAAACAGCUGCUUUCAAACUUCUCUCUUUAGCAACAAGGGGGCUUUUAAACUGUUGUAAAAACAUCUGAACCAAAAUGAACAUAUCAGCAAAGUGCAGCGUUCGCCAGUCUCACGUUGUCCUGCCUGUGAAGCUCAGAUGUCCCCGUGAGAAAGCUCACUUGUGUUUUCUAGACGGACAUGCCUCAAUAAGUCGGGCAAAAGGCACAGUAAACCUUCCAUGCAAACAGGCACCACUAUCAAAACGGCUGCAGACCCGCCAGUCUGUGUUAUGCCUACAUUUUCUCUUAAUGCUUCAGCACUAUGGUCGCAAAUAGUUUCAUGCAUGUAGUGUGGUCCGGACUGCAGUCAUCGUGAAUCCUGUGCGUUCGCUUCAUCUUACCAUCUCAACCCUCACCCCUGCGGUCCGCUGUGUGCAUGUUAACAACUUCGCCCUGAAAGCGUGGAGGGUCUUUUUUGAGGCGGCGUGGCAGGUGUAAGCUAAUGAAUGGCAGGCCUUGUCCCUCACUCGCCAUAGUGGCCAUCUCCUCUUUAAAGUCGUAAAGAAUCAGCUCUGUCACAUCCGCCAGAAGGAAAAACCAUCCCUUAUUUUGACCGAAUGCAGUAGUUUACUCAACAACACCACAUGUUAGAACAAGAAAACUCUGUGAGAUGUUAAAUAAGGUUCCAGGCUGCAAGAUGACACUUUGAAUGCCACUAAUCAGUCGCUUCCAGUGAGGGAAGCACUGAGAGGGUUUUUACUUUUCACCAUUUCUGAAAAAAAACAAAAAUGACCUCGGAUUUUCACAAACAAUUUCUUCUAAUUGCUGUUGAGCAGCUUUUUGUGGUAUCUAGCCAUGGCUUUUGUUUUAUUAUAGCCAAUUUUUGACUUGAUUUGUAGUGUAACUUUCUCUUUGCGAAAAAAAUAACAAACAAAAAAACGUCUGAGUGGCUCAGCCCUUAAGCAGGUUUCAUGAAUCACUUCUUAAUCCAUACUCUGCACAUUUACCUCAGGGUCGACAUCCGCAGAGCAGACAGGGACAGUUUGUAGAUUUUGUCGUAACAUCCGUGGCUGCACAGAAAUGUCUCUGCCGGCCUUCCGCAGUGUUCCUGGGUUCUCAGUGCUCACUGCUGGUCAGUGUCCGACCACACUGGAAUCACAGGAAAGCCUCUUUACGGGCCCAGCUCCUGCCUAAUAUGUCUGCAUAACAUUCAACAGUCCUGCUAUAUGCCUCUUUAAGCACCGGGCAACGAUGAUGAAAUGCUCCUUUAAAGACCUUUGACCAUUAGCGCCGGUGGACGUGCUGUACAGUAUGCAACCGGAAGCUCAUACCAUGAGAAAAUAAACUGACUGCGACAGUGUAGACAUCCAUCCAUCCAUCCACCUAUCCAUCCAUCCAUCCAUACUGCACCAGUGACAUACAGGCCUCCACAGGCAGGGUGUCUCAUUGCUUUUAUUCUCACUGUACCAAAUCUACUUGAAUAACACAACACAAAAGGCCAUUGAACACAGUUUUGUACAUGUCCGUUUUUACUGUACUCGCAUAUGUUGUCAAAUAAUUCAUAACCUCUCUGGAGAAAGGUAUAUAGAGUAGUAUGUUCUUUUUUUUGAUGGUUUUUUUUUUGAUGAUUUUCCAUUGUCUUCAGGUCAUUUCAGCAAUUCCUUUAACUUUGUCACAGCAUUAAGGUUGACUGUUUUAUCGGGCUGUAACAGCAGCAUAUUUUUCUUGAAUACAGAAACACAACUUAAACCCUGUUUAACUGGGGUUCACCCCUUUAACCAGAUACACUUACUACUCUGUUGAUGUCAGGAUGCAGGUUGUUCCAGUGAGCCUGUUAUCCAAAGUUCCUCCACGUUGGAAACUGAAAGGGUCGUUGGGGGGAGUGAUUGGGGUCACGAUGAGAAACGGAAACUUCCUGACCUCUAUGUACGUUGAUUUCCCAAUGUAGUGACUUUUUCCUUGAUUACUUAGAUUCUUUUUUAAAGUUUUCCAUAAGAAUAGAGAGACCACAGCAUUGUGAGUUAGCAAUGUAGUCACGAUUUUUUAUUAUUAUUAUUAUUUUUUGUCUCAUGUAAGAAGUUUUAAGCUUGUAUGUUUUUCAAAAAUCAUACCUCUCGAAAUAUUCUACUAUUGUCGUACCUUCAUAUCUUUUCAAAGCAUCCAUCAUGUAGCUUAUAUUUGCUUGAUGAGUAGCACAAUUAACUGGUGGUUUUAUUUGUCCCUACUUGAAUAAGAAAGGAAAGAGAGACUUCUUUUGUAAACAAAAAACAAACAACAAAAAACACUGGGCUACAUUUUAUAUAAUCAUCCCAUGUUGUCAGGGUCCUGCACAUCCUUGUAGAUUCAAAAAGUAAUCUUUCUGGGAAAAAGUAUAACUAUGGUUUUUUAAUUAUUUUUUUUAACAGAAAUAUUUAAACCAUCCCUUCCCUACUGAGCUCCACAACUUUGUCUCGGUCUGAAUAUUUACUGUGAUUGGGAUGAUGUCAACUGUAUUGGUAUGAAACUCAAUUUCAGCAUUUGUUUUAAUCCAUCUUUAUGAUUGUAAUUGUAAUCCCAGUAAGAUUACAGAUUUCAACAUCUGUCAAAAACAACUUUAAACGUUGACAAAGUGGAAAUGUGAGGUUUCUACAAAAAUGUUAACGGCGUUUUCUUCUAAAUGUAAAAAUAAAAUACAUUAAAAGAGAAUUGAUUGUUGAUGAGUAUGUAAAGAACUAACAUUUAAUAUUAUUUAAGAAGUUGAUAUUAAUGACAUGAAUAUAUUCACUGAUGAGACCAUCUCAGCUGAAAUCUUGUUGACUGAUCACAAUACAAAAGCAUGAUUGAUGCAAUUGUGUGCCAAAACCAUAAUGGUAACUUCAUAAAGAUCAUACAAAUGUUAAGGAUAAAAAACAAGCAACUAGCUACUAUCAGACAUUUAACAAAGGUGUACAGUUUUAUAAAGUGUGACUUGGUUUUUUUUACGUUAUGUACAGGAUUUAAUGAAGCAACUCUGCAUAUUUGAUAUGCAAUUGUUCUAAGUUAAAUAUUUCUUUUUCUGCUUAAUGUAAACAUUUUUUUUUGACUGUGUAGAUUUGUUUUUAUUUGGUUCUUGUUAUUUAAUUUGUUUUCUUUUUUUUCUGCUGUACAAUACUCAAGCAAUGUAUAAUGGCUUAUUACAGGUAUUUUUUGACAUAAACAAUCUUAAUGAUAAUGAACGCCCAACCAUUCCAAAGGAUUGAAAACUUUGCAUUUGCUAUAAUGUGCUGCUUACAUUGACCUGAUGCAUCUUGGUAGGUUUUGAAUAGAAGUUCGUCUUGACUGUGAGGUUUUACCCAUUGUGAGUUGUGCACAAGGUACGUUUCUCAUUGUCAACAUUUCCCGGGUUUAAUCUCUCCUUUCCUCUCUGCGGGCUCCUUGUGCAGGCUUAAGCCAAUUCAAAUGAACACAACAUGCAAUAUUUUUAAAAAGUUCAGACAGAUCAUGUAAAGACAGAGCAUGUCUUCCCUCAUGGCAAAGGCCUGAGGCUUUUUAAGGUGGGAAUAAUGUUUAAUCGGCAGCCAUGAAAGAAAAGAGUGGUUCUUGACCGGUGCGAAGGAGCCUUUGGGUUCUCGCAGCUCGUCAGCGGCUCCACAGUUAAAAACUGUUACCAAAGGCUUUGAAGGGAAAGAUGAAUGUUGCAGUAACUUUGAACCCAGCCCAACAUGGACCCCUGGGUUCAACUUUACAUGCUGUAAGUGUUGAUCAAUGGAUGUUGUGCUUCAUAUGGACCUUUUUCUGCACCUCAACUUUCUUUAACUUGAAUGAACAAAACUCAUUUAAAUACAAGAGCAAACGAAUACUCAACGACUAAAAGACUAUUAACUAGAGACUGAGUGAGUAGGAACGUGCAGCGUGGCAGAUCAGCAGAGCACAUCCGUCAGUACCCUUCACUGACCGAGUGCUCUCGCUCGACUGCCACAGCUGACACUGUGCAGAAUUUGCUCUUGAAAAACAGGCUGACAAAAAGUCUUUUACUCGAGCGUUGGAUAUUUUAUGCCCUUAAAGGAUUUGUCUUGUUCUAAGUUCUGCAGCACACAGUGCUGUCAAUGACCUCCCUUUGUAAUUUGAUUACAAAGGGCCUGUUGGUUCCAAACCUGUUUGUCUUCAACGUACCUCCUUAGUGUAAUGUUGCUCUCUUGAUACCUCUGUGUGUUCCUCCUCUGCCCAUCACCAUCAGUUGCCUGUUGUAGUGACUCCAUGGUGCUGCUCUCCCUCUCAGCACCGAUAAAAUCUAAUCUGUAAAUAACUCUCGACUCAGCUAUGGCCAGUACAUCCACUUAUGACCUCACUCUAACCUUCAGGUGUCAUUUUUUUUGUUUUUGUUUUUUUCUCUCAGCAAACCAAAAUCAUGCAUUCAAGUAUUACAGUUGUACAGUUCCUUGGAUUCUACACACUUCUAAUGUGCUGGUCUUAGCUGCUCUGCUGUACCUUUUUAUGGCAUUAUUUUUUACAUGUUAGACAAUAUAUUGUGACCAUGUCCUAUGCAAAUAUGAAAAAUAACAGAUUGUUGAAUAAUGUAUGUUGUCAUAACUUGUAUGCAUGAAAUAGUGAAGUUUACAUUUGGAAAUAAAUUCAUAAAAUAAGCAGCUCAAAAA